Messenger RNA from Arachis ipaensis, 2061 nucleotides. RefSeq names its product receptor-like protein kinase ANXUR2. Gene Ontology annotation, biological process: protein autophosphorylation. Gene Ontology annotation, cellular component: plasmodesma; plasma membrane. Lineage: Eukaryota; Viridiplantae; Streptophyta; Magnoliopsida; Fabales; Fabaceae. Gene Ontology annotation, molecular function: transmembrane receptor protein tyrosine kinase activity; ATP binding. The record is from RefSeq and is a predicted model, not a curated record.
UCUACUCCAAAGAAAUAUCAAGCUAGCAGGUUUUUCAAUUUUGUUAUGGGCCUCAACUUUCUUGGCUCAACUGUUUCCCAAUCUGUCUGCAUAAUUACAUCAUUAAAACACACACACCAAACACCUUUUAUAAUUUGGGCCAUAUUCUUAUGAACCUAACAACAUUUGUCAUAAUAUAUUAUUAACUUCAACAAGUUUUAACUCCAAGACCAAAAAUAAAUGUAAAGAGUAAUAGUCAAAGUUAGGUACACAGAAAACGCCAAGAUAUGAAAGACAAUGCCGACCAUGAUAAAUUUACAACUGAAUUAAGCUAGUAAGGGACCUUGGAUGAGCCACUGCAUUCUUGGACUGCAGCAUGAAGGUAAGUAGGAGCUACAUGAAGCUUUGUCUCUGAAUAACCUUCAGAUAUUUAUGAUAUGAUAAGAUGCAGAUGCAAAUAAGUGUGUCACCUCUUGGAUUGUAAAAGAGAAAGAUUUUACCUGCACAACUAACAGGUUUGCUAGGUUGAAGACUUUCCUCAUUCAUAUUAUUACAAAAUAUUUCCCUUGUAUGCAUGGAAAUGCAAGUCAGAAAUGGGGAUAAUGCUUGAUAAGUAUUUGAGUUUCUGCCAUUCAGAGCAUGUAAGUUCAUCUAAGAAGCUGUAUCCAUCAAUAAUUGAAGAGCUAUGCCCACAGUUCUCUCUUGAAGAUCUUAGGAAAUCAACCAACAACUUUGAUGCAAACCAUUUAACUGAAAUAUCAGCAUAUAAUAGAGUAUACAAAUGUUGUAUCAAACAUAAUGGUGCAAGUGAUUUCACAGUGGCAUUGAAGAGGUUGAAUCGCGAAACCGACCUAUGGAAGUUCAAGAAGGAAAUCGAAUUCCACUUCCAACUUCACCAUCCAAAUUUAGUCUCCCUUAUAGGAUUCUGCAACCACAAAGAUGAGAAGAUUCUUGUGUACGAACACAUGUCCAAUGGCUCUCUCUAUGAUUACCUAUGUUCCAAGAAUAUAGAAGAUUUGUCAUGGAAGAAAUUGUUAGAAAUAUGCAUUGGAGCAGCAAAAGGACUACACUAUCUUCACACAGGAACCAAGUGCCCCAUCUUUCACUGUGACAUGAAACCUCAUAACAUUCUUUUGGACAAAAACAUGGUACCUAAACUCUCACAUCUUGGAUUUUCCUUGCAGGGGCCACCUUUGAAUUCAAAACCAAAACCAGUAAAAGUUGACAUGGUUAUGGGUUCAGCUGGUUACAUAGCACCUGAGCAUGUCCUAACCAGAAUCUUCACAGAUAAAUGUGAUGUUUAUUCAUUUGGUAUGGUCCUAAUAGAAGUUGUAUCCACUACUUACAAGCACACCAUCUUUGACAAAAUCAUCAUGUUGGAGAGCUCAUCAGAUUUCUCUCUCGAUCCAUUUGAUUUAAUGAAUCCAUUCGUGGAUAUAUCUGAAAUGUUGGAGAGAUUCUCAGUUGAUGAGAUUAUUGAUCCAAUUCUGAUGAGAAAGAUAGCACCAGAAUGUUUGGCAGUAUUCAUAGAUGUCACAAAAAGAUGCUUGAGCAGAGAAGCAAAUGAAAGACCAAAUAUAGGUGAAGUAGAGGUUGAACUGGAGCUAGCACUAGCACUGCAAGAGGAGGCCGAUGACCGGAAUCAUGGUGGUGGCUGGUGAAUAUAAUUUUCUGUCCAUUUUUCUGCAGAAAACCUUUGUAAACAGUACUGCCAAACACACCUGGUCCAAUUAUCAAAGACUCAUUGAAGUUGCAAUUUUGCUGAUUGUUUCUCAGCAAAUGAAAAUUGGUGACAAAGUUCUUGUAUGGUGUUUGAAGGUUGUUUUGUUCCCCUUGGCCUUGGAUUACACCACAAGGAAAACAAACCCAUUAUUUGUGCUGUGUUUUUCCAAAAGCUUAAGCUGAUAGAAGGAGAUACGUAUGUUUAUAUUUCUAACACAUAGAUACCUUUAGGUUCCAAAUUCCAAUUGAGGUGUGCAAGCUUCAAAAUUGAGUGUAGGAAACCUUUUAGUCCAGUUCUUUCCCUGUGGAGACUCAAGAGUCAAGAGUGACUAUAACUAAUAACCUACUUUUUAAACCAUA